This is a messenger RNA of Neospora caninum, 474 nucleotides long. RefSeq lists its product as hypothetical. The record is from RefSeq and is a predicted model, not a curated record. Lineage: Eukaryota; Apicomplexa; Conoidasida; Eucoccidiorida; Sarcocystidae. The transcript has 6 exons. The coding region runs from base 1 to 474 and encodes 157 amino acids.
AUGGGCGCGUUUCGCUGGCCGAAGGUUCGCUUUCGAAGCAAGGGCGUAUACGUCGAAGGGCGGGGCAGCGUCGAGGGUGGAGAGAAGAAGAAAUACGUUCUCGACCUCGCUUUCUUGCGCGAAAUUGAUCCCAAGACGUCCUCGUUCGCUGUCAGGAGUCGCUCCAUCGAGAUUCACAUGCCGAAGAAGAAGCAGGAGCCGUGCUGGCGAGCCUUGGGGCCUCUCUUCACGCCGCCGCCGGCCUUUUUGAAGCGGGAGUUUGUCGAUCGAGACAGCGAACUUUGGGAGCGGAAAUUCGCAGAAAAAGGCAACACUCCAGGAGAACAGUUUUUUGAGGACCACCGACCCUCGGGCGUCCAUCCGGACCUCUGGAACAAGAUUAUCCGCGAUCUCCGCAGGCGCGCCGUCGAUCCUUCGCACGCUCGUGAAGACGCAAGCCUGCAAGCGGAGAUCGCGGCGGCGCAGACGCGAUGA